Messenger RNA from Closterium sp. Yama58-4, 1773 nucleotides. The record is from the annotation of a GenBank genome assembly. NCBI's taxonomy places the organism in Eukaryota, Viridiplantae, Streptophyta, Zygnematophyceae, Desmidiales, Closteriaceae.
AUGCAUGGUUCCAAAACCCCUGGCACGAACAAUUCUCUCGUAAACACCAAUUCCCCGUCAAGACGUCACAGGAAUGUCACUAACCGCACUCCCAUGUCAGGCAGAGGUCAAACUACCAGCGAAGCAAGAGGACAAGCAGGAGGGAGGGAUUCACCUAGUAGCAGGGGUCAAGAGAGGACGAAUCAGACUGGUGGAGCCGAUUCAGGGACUCCCCCUGAUAGAGGCUUUGUUCCGGCGAUAGAACGGGGUGUGGAGUGCCGCUUCUGCAAGCGGGAGUUUCAGGAUCCGCGAGCAUUGGGAGGGCACAUGAACCUGCACAGACGUGAGAUCGACUUUGAACGGUUCAUGGAUAGCCAGCAAGAGCUGGAGCAGCGGUGGCAGCAACGAGCCCAGGCAGAGGACCAGGCUGUAGCAGAGCGGCAGAGGCAAUCUCUCGCCGACCAGGCUGUAGCAGAGCGGCAGAGGCAAUCUCUCGCCGACCAGGCUGCAGCAGAGCGACAGAGGCAAACUCUAGCCGACCAGGCUGUAGCAGAGCGGCAGAUUGAACUCUCAGCUGGCCAGCAGACCCAGCGUGCAGCUGAGAGGCUUUUAGCGCAGGCUGCAGCAUCGGCACUAGUGCGGGCGCAAACAAAUUCACAGAUGCAAGGUGCUGCAGGGACUGAAGGGGUUGCAUGGACGGCAGGGCAGGAAGGCGUGGGCCAGCAAGGAGGGGAACAGCAGGGUGCGGGGUCUGGAGUGCUGGCAGAACGCUUACUAGGCGGAGCGGAGCUGCUGAUAGUGGUUGCGGCAGCGGAGCUGGCGUCAAGAGGCCACAGCGUGCGUGUCUUCACAGCCCAUCACGACCCCCACAGAUGCUUCCCCGAGACCAUCGACGGCACCUUCCCUGUGCACGUGCAUGGAAGCUUCCUCCCCCGCCACAUUGCCGGCCGAUUUCACGCAGUCUGCGCCUACCUCAGGUGCCUCUGGGCGGCGCUCUUCAUCGUCAUCUCCGUGUGGCUCCGGUGGAUCCCAGCCGUUGAUGCGAUCAUCACAGAUCAAGUCUCAGCCGUUCAUCCCAUUCUCAGAUUGCUGCCUGCCAAGAUCCUCUUCUACUGUCACUUCCCGGACCUGCUGCUGGCUCAGCGGGGCUCCUGGCUGCGCUCGCUGUACCGAGCUCCCAUUGAUUGGGUGGAACAGGUCACCACUGGCAUGGCGGACACCAUAGUGGUCAACAGUCACUUCACGGCAGCCACAUUCGCCGCCACCUUCCCCUCGCUAGCAUCACACGGCAUCCGCCCCGCUGUGCUCUACCCAGCCGUGGCACUCGAUUCCCCAUCAGCUUCUUCCUCUGCAACUGCUAGCACUGCUGGCGGCGAUAUUUCUGCUGCCCCAAGCCCUGCUGUUGACGAAGCAGAGAAGCUUGGGGCUGAUCUCAACUGCCCAUUCUUCCUCUCCAUCAACCGCUACGAGCGCAAGAAGGAGAUCGCCACGGCCAUCUCUGCCCUGGGGCUGCUCACGCGCUUGUCAGCACACACAGGCACUGCCCACGGCCAGGAAACAGGCAGCCAAGAUGCCACUGCUGCUUUGGCGAAGGGACAGCGGCCUCGACUUGUGGUUGCAGGUGGGUGUGACGCUCGUGUGAAGGAGAACGUGGAGUAUCUGCAGGAGCUGAAACAACUAGCUGCUAUGGAGGGGUUGGCAUCAGAUGUCCUUUUCCUCACGUCCAUCAGCGACUCGCUCAAGGCUCAGCUACUUUCCCACUGCACUGCUGUUGUCUACACCCCUCCAAAUUAG